GCACAAAGCCACACGAACAAUCGCAGCCCACGUCGGACAUCCCAAGCUACCAACUCUUCGACUCGUUUCUCCCCUCUGCAGACUCUCCGCUGAAAACUCGAACUCCCGUAGCGUUUUCCACUUUACAUAGUUGGUUUCGAUUUUAUUUUCUAUUUGAAUUCUAAUGACAGAUAAUGGUAGAAAUGAUGAUGACACAAUAACAUCGGUUGAUACCUCUGUUGAAAAGCUUCCCAAUCAUCUCCUGAUAGAAGUUUUCAUUCGAGUUCCUGUCUCAGAUUGGGUACAAGUAUCUUGUGUGAAAAAGGAGUGGGCCAAUCUGUUUCGUGGAGAAUGCUUGUGGCAAGCUGCUCUAGUCAAGCUUUACCCUUUGGCUGGCCAAACUAAAAAGUGGCCUGGACCUAUCCCUCGAGGGCCGAGCAGAAGGAGAUUCACAGCUUUAUACAUUAGUAAACACAUGUUUGCUCUGGAUGGUGAGAUAGACGAGCUUGUGGGCCACAUUUAUUUGUUUUUGAAAGAGCAACUUGAGCUUUCCACUAUGCCACCUCCUUCAGGGAUACUUCAUGGAACAAUGAUAGAUCAAUUUAUUGCUUGUGGCAAAUCAAGUGACAUGGCCCAUGAGCUAGCUUCACAGAUCUGGCUGGCCGUUGUUGACGGUUUGGAGGAAAAUGAACACACGUUUUGCUUGCUUAAAAAUCUUGCACAGGAGGGCGAUGUUUUUCUUCCAUACCCAUACUCUAUAUCAAGCAAAGUCCAAUGGAGGGUGUUUGAAAAGCUGUUCACCGAUUUCCGUGACUGCUUUAGUCGUGUGGAUUACUAUGAUGUAUUGGCAUGCGCCAAGAACAAGUUUCAGCCGAUACCAUCAGCUUGGUUAGGUUACUAGCCACACCUUAGAUGCAUAUCCCGGACCACAUCAAGUGUUUGUACAUGGGAAUGUAAGUGUUUCCUUGCCUUGUCUUGUCUUGGACCUUGCUAUUAAGUUUUGAAAAUCUCUACAGAAUGUAAAGGAUAAAAGGAAACUGUAUAUUGCUCUUCAAAAUUGCUUGGUAAUGAC
Molecule: messenger RNA, 1051 nt
Organism: Juglans microcarpa x Juglans regia
Lineage: Eukaryota; Viridiplantae; Streptophyta; Magnoliopsida; Fagales; Juglandaceae
Exons: 5
Coding region: 164-880 (238 amino acids)
Molecular function (GO): protein binding
Source: RefSeq, a predicted model, not a curated record